AUGAGCGUCUUCGUGCUGUUCGCCACGUUGUCCUUCGUUGUUGCAUCUGUCGAAUCAACGGUGUCGAGCAACGCUUCAGCGUCCGAGUCUCUGAUUGAAGUACCCACCGCAACCGAGCCUUCGUUCAAGUUUGGUACGCCAACUUUCUUCGGGUCCGGGUGCCCUGCCGACACGGUCACUGUCGUGCCGUCCACCGACGGCCAGACUGUCUCGGUGCUCUUCUCGCAGUUUUCAGCGCGCACAUCCGGUGCCGACGUGACGCGCGACCGCAAAUCGUGCAACCUGGCAGUACCCGUCGACGUCCAGAGCGGCGUCUCCAUCGGCAUCUUCCGCGUGGACUAUCGCGGCAACGCGUUCGUUCCGAACCAAAGCGGCUCGUACGGACAGUUCGAUGCCGAAUACUACUUCGCCGGACAGCGAGGCCCCGUGGCCUCCCAGAAGUACUCACCAGGAACGGACAAAGACCUGUUCAUUUCGCACGAGAUCGGAGUGAGCGCAGUGGUCUGGACGCCAUGCGGAGCCUCGACGAACUUUCGGGUUAAUAGCGCGAUCACGGCGGUAAAGAAUGCUCGCACGAAGGAGGAUACGCAGAUGGCGAUCGACUCUGUGGACAGCACGGUGCAGGCAGGAUUCCACUACUCCAUCACGACGCGGAAGUGUUCGCAGUAG
Messenger RNA from Phytophthora sojae, 669 nucleotides. RefSeq lists its product as hypothetical. The record is from RefSeq and is a predicted model, not a curated record. The transcript is spliced from 2 exons. NCBI's taxonomy places the organism in Eukaryota, Oomycota, Peronosporomycetes, Peronosporales, Peronosporaceae. The coding region runs from base 1 to 669 and encodes 222 amino acids.